CCUCUCUUCAGUUCCAUAACACGCAUGUUGUCACCCGCACGCGUCCGCGGUGUCAUGAGCGCCGACAACAGAACCGGAGAUGUGUCGAUUCCUCUUCGGAAUCUCUUAAAUUCUGUCCAGUGUUUAAGAGACCGAGUCUGCGAUGGGGAAGCAAGUGAAUCUGAUGGAACAUUUAAUCUUUUACAAUUCUGGGAGACGUUGAAUCAAUCGGUGAAAGUGGUGUCACAGGAAGCGACCAAGCUGAGCCUGGCCUUCUCCAAGCCUCCACUGCCUUCACAAGAGGAUGCAGAGAGGUUGUCUGAGUCAAUUCUGAAGAGCGUCCUGACUCUCUCCACAGUUUACUACUGGCUGCCCAAAAGUCAAGGUGUCAGUCUGCGGCGACAGGUCAGAAACUCCACGGUGGAGGUUCUGGAAGGCGUCUCAGCUCUGGUGGAGGUCAUUCUGAGCUCGCCGCUUCAGAGCCUCAGUCAGGAGCAGCUGACGUCCACCGGAGGGGUGUGGUCGGCUUGUGACCAGUUCCCUCAGCUACCAGCAGAUAACAAGGCCGCUGUCCUCGUCCUUCUCUCCAACCACACCGGCGUUGUCAAAGAUGCCCUGGAGGAGAUCCAGGAGGCCCUGUCAGAGGUCAACGACCCCUUCAGCGACGUGCUGGAGGACGACGUGGAUGGUCUGGAGCGCCGAGGGAACCAGGACACGUACUGGUCAGAGCGGGACCGCAGCGUCAUUGCGCCGUGUCUGGGGCUCAUGAAGGCGGCGGCCGCGUGCUUGAGGAAGCUGAUUUCAGCGGUGAAAAACAACGGUGACGUGAGCUCGCUGCAGAACCUGGCACAGCUGGACGACCUGGCUGACAUCACUAAAGACAUCAGUCCCAGUGUGGACGACCUGGCGCUCUGCCUCUACCCACCCAUGGACUACAGUGGCGUGGAGAGCAAUAUGUCUAAACUGGGCGCGGUUCUGCGGAAGGUGCUGGAGAUCACCAGGUCGAGUCAUGUCUGCGGAGAACCUGAGCUGACCUGGGUCCAGUUCUUAGAAGGUGCCGUGGAUCACAACUUACAGAAAGCUGCAGACCUAAUUCAUCCCCACGGCUAGUGUGUGAGUGUGUGUUUCAUCAAGCCGUGAAAAAUAAAGAGUGUUCGUGUCUGGACAGCUGAUCUGUGGAAGCCUUGUUAUGCAACGGGCAAUAUUUCAAAUGGCAGUUUUCAGGUUUGUUUGGUUUAAUCUUUGUCUGACACCCAGCCAAGUGUGACGCC
Molecule: messenger RNA, 1250 nt
Organism: Synchiropus splendidus (mandarinfish)
Lineage: Eukaryota; Metazoa; Chordata; Actinopteri; Syngnathiformes; Callionymidae
Gene: ccndbp1
Product: cyclin D-type binding-protein 1
Exons: 11
Coding region: 25-1089 (354 amino acids)
Biological process (GO): regulation of cell cycle
Cellular component (GO): nucleus
Source: RefSeq, a predicted model, not a curated record